CUUGCAUUCAGUGAACUGAUUUCAGUUUGAAGCCCGCUGGCCAACCUGCUGUUGCUUUGCUACGAUUCUGACUUCAGGUGUCCAACUUCGCCAUAAGCAUGUCUGCGGACUACAACGGCACUUGGGACAUUGUCAGCAACGAUAACUUUGAAGGUUACAUGGUAGCGCUGGGAAUUGACUUUGCCACACGCAAAAUCGCAGGAGUACUGAAGCCGCAGAAGGUCAUAGAGCAGGACGGGGACUGCUUUAUCAUUAAAACAUACAGCACCUUCAGGAACUACACAUGCUCCUUCAAGAUUGGGGAGGAAUAUGAGGAGGUGACCAAAGGACUGGACAACAGGAAGUGCCAGACAGUGGUGAACUGGGACAAUGGCAGACUGGUGUGUGUGCAGAGGGGAGAGAAGAAAAACCGAGGCUGGACGCAUUGGAUAGAGGAAGACAAGCUCCACCUGGAACUUCGCUGUGAGAAGCAAGUCUGCAAGCAAGUUUACAAAAGGAGUUCUUGAGCGCAUGGUCUUUAUGCCAAUUUUAGUCUGGGGCUUUAAAUAGCAGCGCAGCACAUAAUUCAAGUACACUAAGGAUAUAUAAUUGGAUAUAAACCCAUCACCCUGUAAGAUAAUGGCGAGUAAAAUAUGAAGGUUAAUAUUGUGUUAUCUCAGCAUUAGACUGCCCAGUCUCUGGGUAAUUGUUGCUGUUGCUAUUUUAUCUAGGGAAACUAGAAACAAAUGUAUUUUCUUUGUAAUAUGUGACAUUCCUCUCAGCGGAUACUAACCACAGAUACUAUUCACUGCAUUUGCAUGCUGGAAAAUAUAGCAAUCAACUGUGAUAUUUACACAUUGCCCUUUCAAAUCUGUCAUGUUUCAAACUCAUAAGUAAAAAAAUAAAUGUAUUUCCUUUU
This is a messenger RNA of Anguilla anguilla (European eel), 898 nucleotides long. RefSeq names its product retinoid-binding protein 7-like. The record is from RefSeq and is a predicted model, not a curated record. Gene Ontology annotation, biological process: fatty acid transport. The transcript is spliced from 4 exons. Gene Ontology annotation, molecular function: fatty acid binding. The coding region runs from base 99 to 506 and encodes 135 amino acids. Gene Ontology annotation, cellular component: nucleus; cytosol. Lineage: Eukaryota; Metazoa; Chordata; Actinopteri; Anguilliformes; Anguillidae.